AUGGAGAUCUUACAUGUGCUUAAGCGUCAUCUUACUAACUUAUAUCCUGCUAAGGGUGAUGUCGGUUGCACCCUCACUAUUCUUUGUCCAAUUUGCUCAGUUAGUUCAAACCAGGGACAGGGACAGCGCCACCUCCAAAAUUUAGAUGAUUGCUUAAAGUAUGAUUCAAUUCCAUGUGGAACAUGUUCUAUGUCAACUGCUAAGAUUCGGUUAUAUUUCAAAGCAGAAUUGAGCUUCAGUAAAGAAAUUAGAAAUUCCUACGCACUCCAAACAUUAACCACUGACCUGGGAACUGAGCAAAUGCGAAAGUAUUUCAUGAGGAAAGGUAAGCUGAGAGGCAAACAUGAGGUCGGAAAGUUUCUGUCAUGGCAGAGAAAAAAUGGACCUUUAAGGGAUGUAGACUUUGGAGAUGAAGCGUCAAAGAUUUUCACAGCAGAUGUGGACAUCGACUCGUUUGAUAUUACCAUCCUGAUGUCCUUAAUUCAACAUUGCUUUACUCCUCAAGGCGAUAAAUUCUGGGAGAAUCCACCAGAUGUUCAGGACAAGUCCAAACUGGCAAAUUUGAGAUGCAUUCAACUUUACAAAGAAAGCACUCUAGACUGCAGUCAUAGCAACAGGACUACAGAUGUAGAGUUUGACAAACAGUGGAAGGAACUUGCCACGAUCUUUAGAAAUAUCGGAGUUCCCAAUGAAGACAUUCAGAAAUACCACAAGCUAAGCAUAGCACAACCAGUUAGAGGGUUUGAGCAGGAAAACGUUGAAGAAAUCAGAAAUUUCCAUGUUAUUCUAUCAGUUGUCGUUGAUGUCGGCACUGUAACUAUGAGGGAAUACUUUUUGGAGGUUGCUAAUCAAGGCAAGACAAAACAAAACAAGACUACUAAACUUGACAAAAAAGAAGUUGGACAAUAUCUGAUGAAUGAGAAAGGAAAAGGUAGCUUCAAAAAUGUAAAAAUUACUCCUGAGCAGAACGCAAAGAUGUUCACACCAACAGCUGACAUUGACACGUUCGAUAUCUCAAUUAUGUAUUUGAUAAUCCGUAACUGUUGUAGCAUUCCAUACUCAUUUUGGAAAGAUCCAGAUAGAUUGCCUAGCUUGGUGCACAUCCAUCGCUACAGGAACACAAAGCUUGCACAUUCUCCCAACAGUAAAAUGUCAAAUAAAGAAUUUGAGAUCGAAUGGAAGAAAGUGAGAGCAAUGCUACACGCUGCUGGUGCUUCUUUCAAUGACAUUGACAAAUAUAUGGGGCUAAGAUUUAUAAACUAAAGGAAUACGCCUACAGGCAUGGAAAGGCGAAGCAGGUAUGGUUAGAUAUUGCUGUACUAUGAUGUACAACACUCAACCGACGUCAUGGAACUGGCUCACUGACGUCAUCAUAACUGAAUCAAAUUUUGUGCAAUGCAUGGAUUUUCUUUGUUGUGUAUUUGUAAAUUCGAUAAUGAAACAAUUAUUUAAAUUGAUGUAGUACUAUAUAAUAUAACAUUUUACUUUUCGUGAAUUUCUGAUGUUUCCAAUUUUAAUGUAGCUUUUCCUGUCUUGUACUAAUGCUUGGUUAAUGUUUUAUAUUUUGUAUAAUAUGUAUUUUUGUAAAUAGGCCUAUUAUGUAGCCUUGGCUGCGAUUUUAAUACAAGAUACAAGAAACAGAAACUCAUUCAGAUCACUUACACCGGCACGUCUUCUCAUCUAUGCCCUCUCUUUUAAAGCUGCAUUCACAUUGAGUCUGAUCUGAAAUUUGGACCGCUUUUCCGUUACGCCGAACGCCGGUGUCCCUAUUCUUACAUACUGAUCCGAUUCUAUGAUCGGUUCGGUAGGCUUUGGGAUUCUGUCGAUGUAAAUGCUUAAGCCUUCUUAUAAACUACACGACAAAGAAAUAACGGCAUAAUAAACUUUAGAUGCCAGCUAUGUAUAUUAAACAUGUUGUCACUGCGCAUAGGCUAUGAUAAGGGUUCCCAGACACGCUUUGAAUUGAUUCCUAAAAUUACUUUAUUUGGUCAGUUAUCAGUACAGUAUUUAAUUAUAUUUUCCACUUUAUUUUUACAAUCUUUUGAAAUGAUAUGUCUUAAGAAUACCUGGAUACGUACAUCAGAUUUGCUGAUAAUUAUGUCUAUUUUCAUUUGUUUCAGUGUACUUAAAGGCUACAUGUUUCGUUUUUUAAUCAAUAUUUUUUAAAUAUAUGAUUUGUUUUUCCAUUUUUUGGGUUUCAACUACUGAACCCGGCCGGAUCCAGUGAAUAAUUUUGAUAAGGGCCAUGUGUGUGCGUUGUGGUGGUGUGGUAUAGUCGACUGUAAAAUACGAUCGCUUUUAUAGAGUACAGUACAUAGAGAAAUGGUAUCAUGCAGAGCUUUCGAUACGAUUUUUUACUCUCCCCACUUCCUCCUUUCCCUUUAUUCUGUCCCUUUGGGGGCGGGGGUGGGCUGGGGCUCUAGCCUCAUUUCUUCUCCCAUAAUAUUUAGGCUAUAUAUAGCUGUAAUUUAUGGAUACCAAUGACUGUCACUUUGGAAUGAGAAACAUGUAUAUAAUAAUAGUAGCAAUAAUAAUGAUUAUAGUAAUAAGAAUAUUUAGGUCUAUUGCAAUA
Molecule: messenger RNA, 2572 nt
Organism: Anneissia japonica
Lineage: Eukaryota; Metazoa; Echinodermata; Crinoidea; Comatulida; Comatulidae
Exons: 4
Coding region: 1-1263 (420 amino acids)
Source: RefSeq, a predicted model, not a curated record